Molecule: messenger RNA, 633 nt
Organism: Camelina sativa (false flax)
Lineage: Eukaryota; Viridiplantae; Streptophyta; Magnoliopsida; Brassicales; Brassicaceae
Product: VQ motif-containing protein 29
Source: RefSeq, a predicted model, not a curated record
UUCAUACUAAGACGUUGACAUAUCAAUGCCGUCCACACAUAUAUAAAUACUUAUGUAUAUACACACAAAGCCAUCAAGAUAAGACAGACACUUCGCUUCAAUUCAUUUUUGUUGUGUAUUACAAGAAACUUGUGAUCGCCAUGGAAGCUACUUCACAGCCAUGUUUCUCUCAGAACUACCACAACACCUCACUCCAUUCGAUCCGUAAGCAACCGGCAAAGCCUUGCAAAAAAACUGUAACAGGUUUGGCUCAGCGGAUGCAUCCUAAAGUUUACAGAGUCGAGCCUGUUAACUUCAAGGAGUUGGUUCAGAGGCUAACUGGUGCACAAGACCAUGAGCCAGAGGUGAAUCAAGUUGAGUCUAAGCCACUCAAGGUUACCGAUGACACUAUAACAGCUAAAGACAAUCCUUUCGCGUUUGAUCUGUCACCUUCAUCAGCUCGGUUUUGGGAAGCUUUCCCUCUUCUCAGUCCUGCAAAUCUUUCAAGAUGGUAGCAAGAACACAAAAAGCUUCCUUUGAUAUUGUAAUUCUUGCCAUGUUUUCGGCAAUUCUUGAUGUUGUUUCCGAAGAAUUAGACCUGUAGUGACUUUUUUAACGAUCUUUUAUCUAUAAAUACAAAAGGUUACUGUUACA